Anopheles marshallii is the source of this 417-nucleotide messenger RNA. Its product is annotated as endocuticle structural glycoprotein SgAbd-8-like. The record is from RefSeq and is a predicted model, not a curated record. The coding region runs from base 1 to 417 and encodes 138 amino acids. Gene Ontology annotation, molecular function: structural constituent of chitin-based larval cuticle. NCBI's taxonomy places the organism in Eukaryota, Metazoa, Arthropoda, Insecta, Diptera, Culicidae. The transcript is spliced from 3 exons. Gene Ontology annotation, cellular component: chitin-based extracellular matrix.
AUGAAAGUGAUUAUUAUCGUCUGUGCGGUGCUGUUGGCGUUCGGUGGUAGUGAUGUGGACUGUGCACCACAAGGAUCGGCUACCGAGCCAAUCCCCAUCAUUCGGCAGGAGCAGGAGGUGAAUCCGGAUGGUAGCUACAGCUGGAGUUACGAGACGGGCAAUGGUAUUGUGGCGGAGGAGCAAGGCUUUCUGAAAAAUGCCGGAACCGAACAAGAAGCUCAGGUCGCUCAAGGCGAGUAUUCUUACACGGCACCGGACGGGCAGCUCAUACGGGUGCAGUACAUUGCGGACGAGAAUGGGUUCCAGCCGCUCGGUGACCAUCUGCCUACGCCCCCACCAAUCCCACCGGCCAUCCAGCGUGCGCUCGAGUACCUUGCCAGUCUGCCCCCGAGUGAUGAUGCUUCGCGGAGGUACUGA